This is a messenger RNA of Oncorhynchus masou masou (cherry salmon), 572 nucleotides long. RefSeq names its product elongation factor Tu, mitochondrial-like. Lineage: Eukaryota; Metazoa; Chordata; Actinopteri; Salmoniformes; Salmonidae. The coding region runs from base 69 to 302 and encodes 77 amino acids. The transcript has 3 exons. Gene Ontology annotation, molecular function: translation elongation factor activity. Gene Ontology annotation, biological process: mitochondrial translational elongation. Gene Ontology annotation, cellular component: mitochondrion. The record is from RefSeq and is a predicted model, not a curated record.
UCCAGGCCCAGGUCUAUGUUCUGAGUAAGGAGGAGGGAGGCAGACACAAGCCCUUUGUCAGUAACUUCAUGCCUGUCAUGUUCUCCCUCACCUGGGACAUGGCUUGCAGGGUCUACCUGGCAGGAGACAAGGACAUGGUGAUGCCAGGUGAAGACACAUCUCUGACCCUCACGCUGCGCCAGCCUAUGAUUCUGGAGAAAGGUCAACGGUUCACUCUCAGAGAUGGCAACAAAACUAUUGGCACCGGCCUGGUUACUGACAUACUGACCACCACAGAGGAAGACCAACACAACUGGGGCUGAGGAGAGAGAAGAAAAUAUGGGAGGGAAGGGAGGGGGACUAAUGGUGGGGGAGGAAGGGGGACUAAUGGUGGGGGAGGAAGCAUCUAGCUGUCCAAUAUAUUGGUCUUUAGACACACACUGCAGUAAGGAGCUGCUCCGACUGCAUGUCUCUCUGCUUUACUGACCAACCAGAAGACCCACAAUGAGAUGUUCAUAGUUGUCUUUCUGUGAAAAGGCCAGACUGUCAUUGUCCGCUUGUGUAAUAAAAUGUAUUUAAUAGUAAAACAUCUA